UUACCUUUGUUGUACUAUCAAGUUUUGUAUUUUUACAUCUAAUAAAUCAAAGAUAAUAAAGUAAUCCUAAAUUCGUGCUCGAUGUGUCACUUACAAAAACUUAAUUUCCUAACCUAAAAUACGUGACAAGUCAAUCUCGAUCGGUGUACAAACAAUAAACGCUUUACGUAUUUAUUAAUCUCAAAAUAGACACUAAAGUAGACUAAAAGCCACAAAAUGUUGCCUUUAUCGCUUUUACGAACUGCGCAGAACCAUCCUAUGUUGGUGGAAUUGAAAAAUGGAGAGACAUACAACGGUCAUCUAGUUAGUUGCGAUAAUUGGAUGAAUAUUAACCUUAGGGAAGUUAUUUGCACGUCUAGAGACGGUGACAAGUUCUGGAGGAUGCCAGAAUGUUAUAUACGAGGCAGUACGAUCAAGUAUUUACGUAUACCUGAUGAGGUUAUUGACAUGGUGAAAGAGGAGACUCAGGUAAAAUCCCGAAGCCGCAGCGAAGUCUCCAAGGGUCGCGGCGGCGGUCAGAACAUGCGAACAGGGCGAGGCGGCAACCGAGGAACUUUCGGUAACCGCGGCCGACCCGCGCCCCUCGCGCGCGGCGGACAGGGCCGCAACCCGCAGAAUAAGAAGAAAUAAACUAUAAUAGGACUGUGUACGUGUAAUGUUAUUGAUAUUAAAUUAUAAGGUUUUUGUAAUAAGUACUGUA
This is a messenger RNA of Helicoverpa armigera (cotton bollworm), 700 nucleotides long. Its product is annotated as U6 snRNA-associated Sm-like protein LSm4. Lineage: Eukaryota; Metazoa; Arthropoda; Insecta; Lepidoptera; Noctuidae. Gene Ontology annotation, cellular component: spliceosomal tri-snRNP complex; U6 snRNP; P-body. Gene Ontology annotation, molecular function: U6 snRNA binding. The transcript is spliced from 2 exons. The record is from RefSeq and is a predicted model, not a curated record. Bases 217 to 630 code for a protein of 137 amino acids. Gene Ontology annotation, biological process: P-body assembly; nuclear-transcribed mRNA catabolic process; mRNA splicing, via spliceosome.